AUGCUCAAAAGUUGUUUAUUCCUAAAUCAUGACAAUGAUGACAAUGAUGACAAUGAUGAAAAUGAUGACAAUGAUGACAAUGAUGACAAUGAUGACAAUGAUGACAAUGAUGACAAUGAUGACAAUGAUGACAAUGAUGACAAUGAUGACAAUGAUGACAAUGAUGACAAUGAUGACAAUGAUGACAAUGAUGACAAAAAUGAAAGAAAGGAUAUAAUAAAAUCAUUUAAUGAUAUGGCGGAUAGACAUGAGCAAAAUUCAUACUUAGCAUCUCAUAUUACGAUUUAUCAGAUUAAGAGACGAAGAAAUAGGUCUGAGAAAAAUUGUGCUUCGCUACAUGACUGCUCGUAUGGUUUUCGGGUAAGAGUUAUGAGGGAAAAUGUCGUUCACGAAGUUCCAUUGUGUAUUAAAGCUUUUGCUGCUAUACAUGGCAUUACAAGAUCAAAAAUUGAAUAUGUACAAAGGUCCUUGCAACUUGCAGGGAAAGCUCCAAAAGACAAGCGUGGAACACAUUCUACCAGACCACAUAAACCUUCUCUGAUUACUGGACAAAAAAUUGACACUCAUAUUAAAUCAUUUAAGGACAGAAAAAGCCAUUAUAGCUUAAAUAAAACAAAAAAGAUCUAUCUUCCAGAAGAUCUCAAUAUUAAAACAAUGUAUGGAUUAUUUCAAGAAAAAUAUCCUGAAGUCAAUAUAUCCUAUGAAACCUACAGGAAAAAUUUUAAACGUUACAAAAUAUCCUUCGGUUAUUCCCGUUCGGACACAUGUAUUACUUGCGACAAAUAUCUGGCCGACAUGAAAAGUUUGGAGAAUAGUACUGAACCAUUUGUUGAAGCCAGAAAAAGGAAACUUACCACUUUGAAUGAUGUACACAAAGCUAAAGCUCAAAGUUUCUACUCAAAAAAAAAGAGCUGCGAAAAACCACUCUAA
Molecule: messenger RNA, 930 nt
Organism: Psylliodes chrysocephalus
Lineage: Eukaryota; Metazoa; Arthropoda; Insecta; Coleoptera; Chrysomelidae
Source: the annotation of a GenBank genome assembly